ACUCUUUUUGCAGUGCGCCUGUACUCCCAGAUCCCCCUAGCACUUUCCCGACACUUGCCCGCGUGGACACAUCGUCUGGGACAUCUGCGCGCAGUAUAAAACCCGCAGCCAGAGCAGAGGCCACAGGCUUGGAAUAAACCGCUGUGGGAUCAGCAGGGGACGACGUGCGUAAAGGUGAUGCGCAACUUACCUCCGAGGACGUAAAAGUUUUGAACGUUCUACUACGAGCUAUUUGUUUCACUUUGUUCCAUUUGAAACUUUCGACUCAUGGCUGAGGGAGAGUAUUAUACUAUGGGGAGCCCUCGGCGCUUCCCCCGGGACCCUUUCGUCGAUUCUCCGUUCAGAGAUCAGUCCCCGUUCAGAGACCAGUCUCCAUUCCGGGACCAGUCUCUCGCGUCCCGCUUCAUGAAUGAGGACUUUGGGAUGUCUCCCUUCCCUGAUGACCUCGCUAUGGACUGGCCAGGCUGGGCACGGCCUGGUCGCCUCAGCACGCGGAUAGGACCGAUGCCUUUCAGCGGCGGUUUACGCACAGGUUUCCCCGCGCGUACGUCCACGGGAGGACCCACGAUGUACACGAGCAGAUACGGGGAGCCCUCGUCACACAACGCCCCUACCACAACCAACGGAGAGCCGUGGAAAGUGUGUGUCAAUGUACACAGCUUCAAGCCAGAGGAGCUGCACGUGAAAACCCGAGACGGUUUUGUGGAAGUGUCAGGAAAACAUGAAGAAAAACAGGAAGAAGGAGGCAUAGUGACAAAGAAUUUUACAAAGAAAAUACAAAUCCCAAUUGACGUGGACCCAGUUACAGUUUUCGCCUCCUUGUCACCAGAGGGCGUACUCAUCAUCGAAGCACGACAGACUCCUCCCUAUCACCUCUUCAGCAACGAGGACCUGUUGCCCGGGGACACAGAGCACCUCGAGGCCCCCCCACCCCCAGAGGCUCCCAUGGUUUAACAGAUAGCAUAGCACCACACAUUUUCAGACAUGCAACUAUUAGAACUAUAGAGGCAGUUUUGCUAAGUGCAGUUAAAACUAUGCUGGUCUGUUUACAUGGACUGUAAAAAUCUGAUCGUUAUCUGAUUUCUGGCGCGGUAUCUGGCUGCAGACCUCCAAAGGACCUUCACGUGACUUACCUCCAUCCACAGGUAAAUGAAAGUAAAUAAACAGCAUAAUCUGAUUUCUUUCUGGUUGAUAAAAAGAUAAAAAUGAAAGAGAAAAUGGCUGAAAGAGUCAUUUAAAAAUCCAUUAUACUAUUUUAAUUAAAACCCAUUACAUCUAAUCUGGUAUUUUUGAUGAUCAGAUUUCUUAUGUGCAUGUACACCUAAAAUCAGAUCUAAUAAUUAGGUAAUCUUAUUAUUCUAUUUAUUUGAUUUUUACUGCCCAUGUACACUGUAGUCAGUGCCAAAAGGGGAAAUACUCUGAUACUGUCUGAUUGUCUUGUUACAGUUGUGUUAUAGAGAGAUGUAUGAUGUCAAGGUUAGAUCACCAGUUUGCCUUGUCACUGUAAGUUUUAUGUCUACAAAUAUGCAAGUUUUGUCUUACUUGUUAUAAAAAAUUGAAUGCCAAUGUAUUUUUCCUUUUGGUGUAGUUUUGUUAACAUGAAGUUAAAUAAAACUAGAAGAAUAUAUAUACCAGGUAAUGCACCAUUAUAAAAAUGAUUUUGAUUUCCUCUAGUGUUGCAUUAUUUAAUGAAACCACUGAUUUAAUUUCUUUCUUGUUACAAGUUUUUGCUUUGUGUAUUUAUAUUAAAAAUAUAUUUCCAGCUAAAGUUCCCGACAGCAACAACAAUAAAUGACUUUUUCAAACGGC
Boleophthalmus pectinirostris (great blue-spotted mudskipper) is the source of this 1809-nucleotide messenger RNA. RefSeq names its product heat shock protein b8 (gene hspb8). Gene Ontology annotation, molecular function: protein homodimerization activity. The record is from RefSeq and is a predicted model, not a curated record. NCBI's taxonomy places the organism in Eukaryota, Metazoa, Chordata, Actinopteri, Gobiiformes, Gobiidae. Gene Ontology annotation, biological process: cellular response to unfolded protein. The transcript has 3 exons. Gene Ontology annotation, cellular component: protein folding chaperone complex; cytoplasm; nucleus. Bases 268 to 954 code for a protein of 228 amino acids.